UUGUUUUUGUUUUACUUCAUCUUAUUCUAAAAAAUAUUCAAAAUGAUUGACUUCCAGUCCACUGUUGUUGGAUUUGUUUUCACUGGCUUUUUUCUUUUGGGAAUGUGUGUGUUACAAGAUGUUUCAAGCCAGAGUGGAGACACCUCGCCUGACAGUUUCAUUGGGUUUGACUUGGUACCUGACAAAGUGGCAGAUGGCUCAGUGGUCCGUGUGCGGUAUCAGUGCUCCAGGCCAUGUCAGCUUGCAGUGGAACUUGUGGUGCCAACAUUAGGGCAGACAGAUUUGGUGGUGUUCAGGAGAAAAUGGAUCAGCAGCACACCUCAAGUCUCCAGUACCCAGCAGGUGUUGCUCAGAUUGCCUCCCCAUAUUUCACAUCAUCACCGCUAUUUCAGCAGGAAGGACUCCCAGAAUGUGACAGUUCGCGCUUGGUUGGAUUAUUUAAAAGAAGGCAAUGAAAUCAGCGACCAACAUGACUCCAUGUUAAGGAUUUACGAAGUGCAGCAGAUAUUACCUCUUUCUAUGCUGCCAAGAAACCCCCCCACUGGAUGCCUGUCAUGGUCUGCUUAUCUCAUGUGGCAAAUGACCAAAAGGAAAACCCCUCAGUGCCCACAUGAGUCAGAUGAAAUUGACAUGCUGAAAUUCCCAUUGGCAAGCACGGGUGAGCAUUUUGGGGUGGUCCGCAGGUUCCAGCCUUUCAUCACUCGAGYCCUGGAGAGAUCCCGUCUUUGUGCUGUAACACAACCCAGCGUCACCUUCUCUAUGUGGAUCUACCUACUAAAAUGGUGUCAGAAGAGCCCCUGUGGGAUCGUACAUCAUGUCGAUACGAACAAUUUAUUCAACUCUGUCCUGAUCCAACUUACUGACACAGGAGACAUCAUAAUUCAGGCCCGCAUGACAACAGGAGAAGAUGAAGCAUUUCGAGCCAGUAUAAUGUUGCCUCUGUGGAAAUGGAUUAGAUUGGACUGUUACAUUCUUGACUCAAAGGUGCUGCUGAAAGCAACAUGGGACAAUGAAACUCGCAGCUUUGAAUUUCAGAGUAAUAUCCACUACGAUGACACAGACGGAUACUUUGUGAUUGGAGGAGGCAAAUACAUGUCUAGCUUCAGUGGGUACUUUGGGCCCUUUAAGUACCAUCGUUUAGGAACUAAAGAGAUACAAAACGACCUUCACCCCGAGUCUACCUUACAGGAGCUGGACAGGGCUCAUAUGGAGUGUCGGGAAAUGAAAUCAUUUACAAAAGCUUUUCGGACUGAAGUCACUGAGAGUCAUCUGCUGUCACUAAACAAUGAAGCUGUUUGUACCAAUAACUUCACAAGACUGUGGGCAAACAAAGACAAAAAGAAAACCUGCGCAGAAGCAUGGGAUCGGGAAACACAACUAAAAUACAGCACACUUAUUCACUUCUUACUAACAGAAGAAAACAAUAUUAGAACAGGACGUUUAGGAAUGAGGCACCUUGGAAAUAGUUUGUUUGACCUGGCAGUUAGUACAAUGUUCCCAGUGGAAGAGUCACRGCUGAAAAUCCCAACCAAAUCACUGGCUUUAUUAAAGGCUUCUUCCUGCUUUGGAAAUCACAGAGCAUCUCUUCUGUUGGCCACCAUCUUCCUGUCUGGAUUCGGUCACCCAGUUAAUCAGGAGCAGGGUCACGUCUAUAGUUUGAUCGGAGCUUCCGGUGACGACCGUUUCGCCCUGAUGCAUUUAGGGUACAAACACACACAUGGAGCCGAUGGCUUUCUUAAAGACUGGGACAUGGCUUAUGGCUACUACUCCAAUGUUGGCGCGCAGAGCAGUGUCGACGGUUACCAAACACAUGAACAUAAGCAAUACAACCCUGAAUACAUCUAUCUAAACAAUGAGGAUGAUUUAAACACGCUGAUGCACACGGAAAGUGAUGUUUUUCAGUAUUUGAAAUUCCAAGCAGAAAGAGGAGACCUGGAAUCUCAGAGACGCCUGGGAAUGAUGCUUUACUGGGGACAAAAUGGAGUCUCAAAAGACACAGCCAGCGCAGUGAAGUGGCUUGAGAGAAGUGCUAUGCAAAUGAAGGAUCCCUCGGCAAUGUACGACUACUCCAUUCUGCUAAUGAAGGGCCAGGGAGUGAAAAGGAACUACACUCAAGGUUUUCAGCUUCUGAAAAAAGCAGCAGCGAUGGGUUCAAUUAACGCCCUGAACGGUUUAGGAUGGUACCAUGGGAUCGUGCUGAAGGACCAUAAGGCCGCGGUGAAAUACUUUGAACAAGCUGCUUUAAAUGGGAGUGAUGAUGGGAUGUACAACCUGGGGAUUUAUCGUCUCAGCGGGGAAAACCCUGACAAGCCACAGAGGAAUGAGAGUGCUGCAUUUGAGCUUUUUCUGAACGCGUCUCGGUUCGGUCACAUCGCAGCGUCUGUAGAGGCAGCGUGGUACCUUUCGACAGGAAGCCUGGAAGGAGUUUCUCAGGAUGUGCAUAGAGCUGUGAUAAUGCUGAAAAAGGUCUGCGAGAAGAACGGGCACCUUGGAUUCAUGAUCAGAGAGGCUCUUCAGGCCUACCUCCAGGGUUCUCGGCAGGAAGCUCUUGUGAAGUAUAUUUUGGCAGCUGAAACUGGUUUUGGUUUAGCGCAGAUCAAUUCUGCUCACCUGUGUGAGGAGCUGAAUCUCAGUUAUGACUGUCAGUGGAGAUAUGACAACUUCUCUAUAUUAAACUCUGAUCCUCAUCCAUCUGCUCUGYUGAAAGUGGGAGACUUCUACUACUAUUCCCUCAGCACACAAGAGGACUCAUUAUCCGUGGUUGAGCAGGCCAUAUCAAUGUAUAGCAGAGCAGCUGCAGCGGGCAGCCCUCAGGGAAUGUACAACUUAGCUGUUUUAGCACAGGAAGGACACAUUCUUCCACCGAGUGUUCUCGACUUGUUCAACGCGUCGCAUCGAGAUGAAACAGACUCUGUGGUGGAGAAGAUCCUAAAAAGAUGUGUAGAGAGUGAGGAUGAGGAGGCAGUUACACCCUGUUCUUUAGCUCUGCUCGGACUCCAGAUGGGAAAAGCCUUGAGCAGCAUGACUCAGAGCCAUGCACAGCUCCUCUUGGUAUAUGCAUCAGUUUUCUCUGUCCUUGUCUUUGUCGUGGUUGUGCCUAUUCAGAGCUGCCUGGAACACAGAUGCAGAACAUCUGGGCAAAGAAGAAGAACAUUUCCUGUUGUUGACAUUUAUGAAGGGCAGGGCGGCACCACGGGCAGAACCCAGGGUGAAGUGGAGAAUUCCUGGCUCUCUGUAAAUGUCCUGCAGUGGCUCCAGCAGAGCACUGAUUUGGCCGUGACUCUGUCCGGUGUUUGUCUGUGUGCCUUCUGGACCACACUCCUCUAUCACCUCCUAUGACCAACAUCUGCACAGUGACCCAACAGCCGCAGCCUAAUCCCCACACACUACACACUGGAGGAGCAUACAUUUAGAGGAUAACUUACAGAACUAUUCAUGUGACAAAGCUUGUGACUCAGAAUCUAAGUGGUGACUGGAUCUAAUGAUUAUCUGGCUUUUUUUAAUAGAAAACAAAWCACCUUCAUUUGGGUUAUUCUGAGUCUAGUUAAGAUCUUGUUUUAACCUCUGAAGCCCCAAGGGGUUUUCUUGAUGUUUUUGCUCGAAAUACCAUACUGAAAUGUAAUUGAGUGUAUCUCAGGAUUUACAAACUCUACUUAAAUAAUCUUUGUAUCAAAAUAAAGCUAACACUUUGGAAAUAUAAUUAGAAGUGUAAGUUUUAAAACAGUUGCUGUGGUUUUAGAGAUAUUGAGGAUGGAA
Austrofundulus limnaeus is the source of this 3756-nucleotide messenger RNA. RefSeq names its product protein sel-1 homolog 3. Lineage: Eukaryota; Metazoa; Chordata; Actinopteri; Cyprinodontiformes; Rivulidae. Gene Ontology annotation, molecular function: protein binding. The record is from RefSeq and is a predicted model, not a curated record.